AUGUCAUUUUAUUCUAAAACUUCAACUACUACAGUAACAAAUACUAAUGUUUUUUCAUUAAUGAAUACCUUAUAUAAAAGUGGUUUUGCUAUGCAAUCACCAACUUCUCCAAAUUUAGAUAGUAGAACAAUGCAUACAUUAUACGCUUUUUCUUUUAUUAUAUAUUGUACAAAUUGUUUUGUUGAUUGGCUUCACAUUUAUUGUGUUUUACGUGGUCAUGUAACAUCAUUUCCAUUAGAAACAUGGGUUGUAGUAAUUUUAACAACUUCUGUUGUUGCUGGAACAAUGUUAACAGCAUUAUUGAUGAUGUUAUGUGUAGAAAAUGCCUUUGCUCAAAGAGUUCAUGUAUCACCAUAUAGAAAUGGAUUUGCUAUUAUAUGUGAAGCUUUAAUUGAAUGGAUUCAAGCUUUUAACAAUUUUCGUGUUGCAUAUUUAGUUGUAUUAUUACAUGAUCUUCCAGUAACAAUUAUUAAUUUCUUUUUUCUUACAAGCUGUCGUUGUUCAGGACCAGAUACAUGGAAAUGGUCUUUAUUAUUAUCCUCAUUAACUUCUUUAAUUAGUUUGUCAUGGAGAUUAGUAAUGUUAUAUUAUGCUUACAAUAAUCUUAUUUGUAGUAAAAAAAAAGUUAAAAAAAAUGGUUUACCUGUAAAAAAAUGGACACCAAUAGGAUAUUUUAAAAGUUUAAUUGAUAGUUGUUCUGAUGAACAAAGAUUAAGAGAAUUUGAUGAGACAUGGCCAAUAAGAUUUGCUAUAAAUAAAGUUUAUUAUAAAGAAAUAAGAAAUGAAUCAGAAAAAACUGUUUAUUGGAAUACAAGAUUAAAAGAAAUUCAAGGUGGAUGUUUUGAUAAAUUCAAAUUAUGUAUUGGAACUACAAUAGGAUACUUUUAUAUUUAUAUUAAAUCUUUUAUAUUUCAUUUAAUCAAAUUUAUAGCAUGUUUUAUAUUAGUAUUUAUUUUAUACUUAUCAUAUGUUAUCAUAUUUUUUAGUCCUUUAAUUAACCAUUAUUGUUGUAGUAAGAAUAGUUUAAAUCAUCGACAUCGUUGCUCAAAAACAUUUGUCAAAAUGUGUACAUUUUUUUAUCAUUACAUUACAUUGGCAUUUAGUUUCAUAGUAGCAAUAACACUUUUAUUGAUGAACUUAUCUCUUCUACUAAGUCCUCAUGGAAUAGGAAGUAGUACUGCAGUACCAGAAAUAAGUCAAUUCUGUUUAGAAGUAAAUACUACACAGAAGACAAUACAACCAAUUUUCAAACCAUCUCAUGCUAAUUGGUAUUUUUGGUUUAAGAAUCAAAGUUACUUUAAAAAUAAUGAAUAUACUAUAUGUAAGAGUGUUUAUGAAAAUAAUGUGACACAACUUGGAUUACUAAGACAACUAGCAGGCCCAUGGCAAACUAGAUUUUUUACUGAUAAUGGUAUUUUAACUAUAAGUACAGUUUUACAAUCAAAUUAUUCAAAUAGACAAAAUCCAAAACAUACCAUUUUAUUUGAUUAUGGUUUAAUUUUAAUUAAUGAAAAUAAAGUUAAAUGUUUAAGAAAAGAAAUAUCUGGUUGGAGUUUUAUACAAGAAUUUGUUGAACUUGGAUGGCCAUUUUUUACAGCAUGCAAAAAUACUAUUACUUUAACAUCAAGAUAUCUUAUAAAAGGAGCCAUUUGUAAAUAA
Messenger RNA from Strongyloides ratti, 1659 nucleotides. RefSeq lists its product as hypothetical. NCBI's taxonomy places the organism in Eukaryota, Metazoa, Nematoda, Chromadorea, Rhabditida, Strongyloididae. The transcript is spliced from 4 exons. The coding region runs from base 1 to 1659 and encodes 552 amino acids. The record is from RefSeq and is a predicted model, not a curated record.